Ananas comosus (pineapple) is the source of this 2662-nucleotide messenger RNA. Its product is annotated as SET and MYND domain-containing protein 4-like. Gene Ontology annotation, molecular function: protein binding. The transcript has 16 exons. The record is from RefSeq and is a predicted model, not a curated record. Bases 101 to 2503 code for a protein of 800 amino acids. Lineage: Eukaryota; Viridiplantae; Streptophyta; Magnoliopsida; Poales; Bromeliaceae.
GAUUGCUCUCUCUCUCUCCUUUGUCCAAAAUUCGAGCUUCUUCUCUAUUUAUUAUUCUCUUCUUCUUUCUCACUGCGUCUUUGAGCUCGAGAAAAAAGAAAUGGAGAGGUUAAAAUCUCUCAUCCCGAACGAUCUCAAGCACGCGAUCGGCGAGAGCACCACUGAGAAGCUCGCGCUCACGUGCUCUUCGCUUCUCCAUUUCCUACGCCCUUUACCUCUUUUUCACCAAGUUAUCGAGGAAUUAACAGGUUCGGAAAUGGCAUUGUGUCGGAAGAGCCAAAAAGCAGCUCUUGAUUUGAAACUAGAAGGGAAUAGGUGCUUCUCAAAAGGAGAGUUUCAUCAAGCUCUGAGCUUUUAUUCUCAGGCUUUACGACAACUGCCCAUGAGUUUUGAUGACAUAGAUGUGAAGUUGGGUGCAACACUAUAUGUUAACCGGGCCGCUGCUAUGCAUAAAUUAGGUCUUUUUGAGGAGUGCCUGCGGGAUUGCAACAGGGCCAUUGGACUUUUGCCCAGUUAUGUGAAGGCAUGGUAUAGGAGAGGAAAGGUAAAUGCUUCUUUAAGAAACUAUGUUGCUUCCGUAAGUGAUUUAGAGGUUGCGUUGAGUAUGGAAAGCAGCACCUCUGGCAAAAGCAUCAUACAAGAAGAGUUGAAGAUGGUAACAGGCAAACAUGAUGGCACAAAUGGAGCUCGCAUACCGAACAAUAGUGACACAGAAAAGGAAUUGACAUCUUUAGCUGACUCGCAUCCUGUAGUACUACAAUGUGUCUCAACUCCCGCUAAAGGCAAAGGAAUGGCUUCUCCAAAAGACAUUCCUCCAGCUUCUUUGCUUCAUACUGAAGAACCACUUGCUGCGGUCGUGAUGAAAUCAUGCCGGGAGACUCAUUGCCAUUUUUGCUUCAAUGAAGUUCCUGCAGAUGUUUUAUUCUGUUCAUCAUGUACAAUACCAAUUUACUGUUCACAGAAGUGCCAAGAACAAGCUGGAGGAGAACAAUUUUGUUGGAACCGAGCUUUUUGUCCUGCUCAAAACAAUUUUUCUCCAGAUCUUGCAAAGCAUAUUACGGAUGUUACGAGUGCAAAUUAUACCAAAAAUAUUGAAAAUGAUAAACACUUCGAGCACAUUCCUGAACACAGACAUGAAUGUGGAGGCACAAAUUGGCCCGCUGUUUUUCCCCCUGACAUAGUUUUGGCCGGUCGAGUAGUGGCAAAUAGUAUGGAAAAAAGAAGAUUAGCCGGGAAGAUCUCUGUUCCUAUGGAAAAUUUUGAUUUUGCUCACCACUAUGAUAAAAUCCCUCCAGAUAGCAAGUUGGAGUUUCAUAUGUAUGCAAUUGUCUUGUCAUUCUGUCUCCAGACCUAUUAUAGCAUGGAUUUUCCAUGCACUGAGUCUACAGUAUCGCAGUUGGUUCUGCUAAUAUGCCAAAUUAAGGUCAACUCGAUGGCUAUUAUCCACAUAAAAUCUACAGACGAAGCUGAGAAGUUUAAGAAGGGUCAAAAACUUUCUGCAGUUAAUAAUGUGCUUAGUAGCAUAGAGCAGGUUAGGGUUGGCCAAGCUAUUUAUCUCACUGGCAGUUUGUUUAAUCAUUCAUGCCAGCCAAAUGUUCACGCUUAUUUUCUUUCACGUACCCUCUUUCUGCGUUCAACAGAAUUUGUACCUGCGUGGUCUCCACUUGAGCUAUCAUAUGGUCCUCAGGUCGGCCAGAUGGAUCUCCUGGAGAGACAGAAAUCACUCGAAGAGCAGUACUAUUUUACAUGCCAGUGUUUAAGUUGUUCAGAGUUGAACCUCUCAGACCUUGUCAUUAAUGCAUUUCGGUGUCCCAAGCGUAACUGUCUCGGUGCAGUGGUAGAAACCGCUUAUCAAAAACCACAACAUGAAAAUUUUGUUCAACUAUCUGCAAAAUCUCAUGUUUGCAGACUCUCAUUGCGAGAUUCUGUGAGUGACAAAGAAAUUCAGAAGGUGGCCCACAAAUUGCUCGAAAAAUCUGGUGCCUUCUCCCAUAUUGGUCCUGCAUAUUGCUUGAGUUGUGGCUCACGCAUCGAUUUAGAUUCUGCCAUUGCUACGUCCAACAAUGCUUUGUUAAGUAUCAAAAGGUUAAAGGAUUCUAUAAUCCUGAAUGAUGGUGUUGGAAUCUCAAAUGCAUUGCAUUUGCUUGAUCUCCUUAAAUCAGUUAGGCAUCCAUAUAGCAAGCUUGUUGCUCAGGCUGAAGACUAUAUAGCAGAGGCCUUUGUUAAGAUUGGAAAUCUAGAACCUGCAACAAAGCACUGCAACGCAUCGAUCAAGAUCCUUGAAAAGCUUUACCAUGCCAAGCACAUUGUCGUCGGACAUGAGUUAAUCAAGCUUGCAACUAUUCAGCUGCACUUAGGUGAUGGCACCGGCGCUACAGAUAGCAUAAAGCAAGUCGAGGUGAUAUUUUCACUUCAUUAUGGGCCUGACGUGAACAAAAUAUUUCCAUAUAUUGGUAUCCUGAAAGAAGAUGCCGUUAGCAUUGCUUCACGUUUGUCAGUAUGAGCCAUUCAACCCAAAUCUACUUCCGUGCUCCAACAAGUUCAAUUUGAUGAGAUCUGGGUUUGAUUUGAUCUGAAUUGUUGGCUACCGUAUAAUUUUUAACAUGAUUCCCUCAUUAGUUAAUUCAUUGAUUUAUCAAUUAUCAAAAGAAUUACAUGAAAA